AUGCGGAAAGGUCGGGCGGCGGAAGAGAUCGCGGAGGAAGGCAGCGAAGGAGAUCGGCAUGACGGCAGAGGAGGGCGGUGGAGGAGUGGCGCUGUGAGAUCGGAGCGGCGCUGUGAGAUCGGCGGUGGAGGAGCGGCGCUGUCAGAUCGGCGGAGGAGGGGCGCUGUCAAUAAGGGAGAAAAGAAGCCCGCUGAGAAGAAGCCGGCGGAGAAGAAGAAGAGCAUCGUCGCCAAGAAAGCUCCGAUGGAGAAGAAGCUGAAGGCGGGGAAGAAGCUGCCCAAGGAGGGCAGAGCAGCUGCCGGAGACAAGAAGAAGAAGAGGACGAAGAAGAGCGUUGAGACCUACAAGAUCUACAUCUUCAAGGUGUUGAAGCAGGUUCAUCCGGACAUCGGGAUCUCGAGCAAGGCCAUGGGGAUCAUGAACAGCUUCAUCAACGACAUCUUCGAGAAGCUCGCUCAGGAAGCCUCGAGGCUCGCUAGGUAUAACAAGAAGCCUACCAUUACCUCUCGGGAGAUCCAGACUGCGGUGAGGUUGGUGUUGCCUGGUGAAUUGGCCAAGCACGCGGUGUCUGAGGGUACGAAGGCCGUGACUAAAUUUACCAGUUCUUGAAUUUUGGGGAUUGGGGCGGUUUUCUACGGUUUGUUGAAAUUUGGUAAUAGAAAUUAGGGUUAGGGUUUUGUUUUAGUACUCCUUAUCUGCUAUUGUUAUGAUGUCUUUUGGUUUUCAAUCAAAUGGUUAUGUGUAAAGUAUUGGUGCUGCAUUCAGGAAUGAAAAUGCUUUUACUUUAUGUUGUCUUUGUU
Molecule: messenger RNA, 800 nt
Organism: Camellia sinensis
Lineage: Eukaryota; Viridiplantae; Streptophyta; Magnoliopsida; Ericales; Theaceae
Source: RefSeq, a predicted model, not a curated record